CACACACACACCCCUCCUCAACCCCUUUGUGUGUGUUUAUGUGUGCAUGCUGAGAGACCCGGUGACGGUUGCUGAGCUUAUAAAUCCCCUUUUUUUAAAUAUAUUUCUAUUUAUUUGUUUUUUCAUAACAUGGAUGCAUGUUAUUGGUCAGCAACAGAUUAUGUUGGAUGUAUGGAAACCUGCAGGUGAGAAUAAAAGAGGACCGGGUGGGCGCAUGUGAAUCUCACUUCUCUAUAGCCUGGACCCAGAUAGGAAGAGGAGCCUGUUACCAGCAAGUGCGGCAAAAUUGGACUUUUCCACCAUCAGCAUCCCUCCUCUCCUCGCCUCAUCCCUGCUCAUCCUGUGGCAGAACACCCCGGCACCCCCCCUCCCACCCUCCGUCUCCUUCUUCCGUGAUCCCAGAAUAGCCUCGCACCCCGUAUCCCGGCGGAGUAUUUGGAAUUUCGGGGGGACUCGAGGGAAGCUGGAGGAUGGAUUAACGGGGACGGAGCCACGGCAAAACUGGAGCAGCACGCGCGACCACGCCGGGGGGGAAGGGGGCGACGGGACUCGGUGAAUUCACGGAGCCCCCGGGACAGAGGCUGCGACUGGUCCCACCCCAAGAUGACGUCUCCCAAAACCAAAGCCAAGAAGAAACCACCCAAAGACAGCAUGACUCUGCUGCCAUGUUUUUAUUUUGUGGAGCUGCCCAUUGUCCUGUCAUCCUUGGUGUCCCUGUACUUCCUGGAGUUGACAGAUGUCCUUUCCCCGGCGAUGGUGGGCUUUCGUUGCUAUGACCGCGACCUCUCCAUGCCCUACGUAGAGGCUGGAGAUGAACUCAUCCCUCUGUUGAUGCUGCUGAGUUUGGCGUUCGCCGGUCCAGCGGCUUCCAUUAUGUUGGGGGAGGCGGUGAUGUACUGCAUGCAGUCCAAACUGAAGACAUGUCCCAAGUCGGAGGGCAGCAUAAACGCCGGAGGUUGCAGCUUCAACUCCUUCCUGCGCCGGACCGUGCGCUUCGUUGGUGUUCAUGUGUUCGGUCUCCUGGCAACAGCCCUGGUAACAGAUGUCAUCCAGUUGGCUACCGGUUACCACACCCCUUUCUUCCUCACCGUGUGCCAGCCCAAUUACACGGCUCCAGGAGUGUCAUGUGACAACAACGCCUACAUCACGCAGGACAUCUGCAUGGGGAAAGACCAAUACGCAAUCAUGUCAGCAAGGAAAACCUUUCCAUCCCAGCAUGCUACGCUGUCAGGCUUCGCAGCUAUAUACAUCUCUAUGUACUUCAAUGCCAGCAUCAACAGCACGACUAAGCUGCUGAAGCCCCUGCUGGUGUUUGCUUUCUGCAUGGCUGCGGGCCUCGCUGGCCUGACUCAGAUAACACAGCACCGCAGUCACCCCAUAGAUGUCUACGUGGGGUACCUCAUAGGAGCUGGCAUCGGAGUCUAUCUGGCCGUGUACGCUGUGGGAAGUUUCAAAGCAUCAGAAGAAGAUGCUCCCUCUUUGCAGCGGCUGACAUCGGUCCAUCAGAAGGACGGACUUAGAGUGUUGAGCCAGCGGGGCCACGAUUCCCUGUACAGGAAGACUCCCAGGGUGUCUGAGAGCAGGGAGGAGCUGGGGGCCGCGUUGGGAUCUGGAGCCCGCAGUAAGGUGAGGAGAGAGAAGGCGUCCCUGGCCUCCCUGAAACGAGCUAGCGCUGAUGUGGAGCUCCUGGCAACACGCGGCCCCAUGGGCAAGGAGACCAUGGUAACCUUCAGCAACACCUUACCCAGAGUGGCAAACGGCAACAGCCCCAUCUCGCCCACCGAUGAGCCGGUCGUCACGCAGCGCCACAUGACCUUCCACGUGCCCUUUGACCCCCAGAGGUCGCGGCAGCUGGUGUCAGAGUGGAAGCAGCGCUCGCUGGAGCUGCGCAGUCAGAGCUCGAGGGAUGAAGAUGAGGGCGAGGAUGAGAGGGACAGAGGAGGCGAAAGAGGAGGGGCUGCCGGGGAAGGAGAGAACAACGGGAUGCCUUCAUCGCUUUAUCCCACAGUGCAGGCCAGCAACAUGACCGCCACACCAGCUACAGCUAGGAUGGCUGUGGCUCCCCCACUGGUUCACAUCCCCGAGGAGGCAUCGCGCCCACCGCCCGUCUCCCCCAAAAGUGCCAAAACAAGGGCCAAGUGGUUGUCACUCACAGAGGGGGGAGGGGUGAAAGAGCCUGGACCAGGACCCAUUGCGGUGUCAACUCCACGGGUUCCAAACACGCAGCCAAGCCAGCCUCCUAGCCAGCAAAGAGUCACUCAGGUCAUAGCCAUGUCGAAGCAGCAGGGUCAUGGAGGAACCACUUCAUCGACCAAGACGUCAGAAGGAGGCUCCUCCUCAGGUGGUGGCUCCAACUGCUCUGAGUCACCGUACUACCGCAUUCCCUCUGACCGAGACAGCUGCACUGGAAGCAACCCGGGGAGCGCUGCCGGCAGUGGGAGCAUCGUCACCAUUGACGCUCACGCCCCUCACCACCCGGUGGUGCGUGUGUCGGCCAGCAACGGCAAGCCAUGGGAGUGGAGAAACACCAUCAGUGGUAACAUGAUAACCUCCGACCCAUCAGGCGACAAGCACCGAGUAGCGCUGCAGCGGCAGGACAAUGUUUGCCACUACCGGGAUUACCGGACUCUGCCAGUGAAAACAGACUCGCUGGGCUCUUCCACGACCAGCGGGAGUGCGGAGGUGGGGGCAGAGUUGCCCCCGCCGCCCCUUCCCACUGCCUCCUCACCUCUGCCGCCUCCACCUCAGCUGUCAUCCUCCCCUCUCCCACCCCCACCACCCCCUCAGUCGUCCCCAUCCCCGUUACCGCCGCCUCCACACUCAAGCUCUAGUCCCAUGCCUCCACCUCCUCUUCAUUCUAGCUCCCCUCAUAUGCCCCCACCCCCUCACCCAUCUUCCUCCCAAAUGCCCCCACCCCCUCACCCAUCUUCCUCCCAAAUGCCCCCACCUCCUCACCCGUCCUCCUUACAAAUGCCCCCACCUCCUCACCACCCUUCCUCCCAAAUGCACCCACCCCCUCACCCUUCAUCAAACCAGAUGCCUCCACCUCCUCACCCGUCUACUUCUCCGCUGCCUCCGCCCCCUCUUCCUUCCUCCUCCAUGCCUCUGCCCCCUCACCCGUCCCACUCCGGCAUGCUUCCCCCUCCCCCCCACCCCGACCUGCUGAUGGACGGCCACGGCCAGGCCCUGUCCCGCUCCUCCACCCUGCCCCGCCGGCCCUCCGUUUCCUCUCGCAGCCACGCCGAGCAGGAGCACUACUACAAGGCCAUGCAAAACGAGAGGAUGUUGUAGACAGAAAAGACAUCAUCUCAACAUCAGACGCUGUACUUGAAAUGACAGAACUGAAAACAAACUUAGCUGCAACAGGUCAGUAGAGAUUUCCGACUUCUAAA
Molecule: messenger RNA, 3392 nt
Organism: Fundulus heteroclitus (mummichog)
Lineage: Eukaryota; Metazoa; Chordata; Actinopteri; Cyprinodontiformes; Fundulidae
Gene: plppr3a
Product: phospholipid phosphatase related 3a
Biological process (GO): signal transduction; phospholipid dephosphorylation; phospholipid metabolic process
Molecular function (GO): phosphatidate phosphatase activity
Source: RefSeq, a predicted model, not a curated record